UGGCUGUGUCAGGACCAUGGCCCCCAGAGACAUCACCCUCUUCUGCCUCGUGCUCUGUCUUGGCCAGAAGAUUCAGGCACAAGAUGGGAAUCUUCCCAGUCCUACCAUAUCUGCCACGCCCGGUUCUCUGAUUCCCUGGAAUGAGUCUGUGAAGAUCCUGUGCAGGGGAACUCCUGAGUCUUACCUGUACCAACUGGAGAUCCUGGGAAACUCCACAUACAAAGUGGUGGACAAGAAAUUGGGAUUUCAGAAGACGGCUGAGUUUGUCAUUAAACACAUGGAUACAAAUACUGCAGGACGUUAUCAGUGCCGAUACAUGAAACAGUACCGCUGGUCAGUGUACAGUGAAGCCCUGGAGCUGGUGGUGACAGGCUUGUAUGACAAACCCGCCCUCUCCACUGACGGGUGCCUUGUGGUGAUGCCAGGAGAGAGUGUUUCCCUCCGGUGCAGCUCAGCACACAUCUCGUUCAAUGGAUUUUCACUGAGCAAGGAGGGAAGGGCCGUUCUGUCACAGCACCAAAAUGGGGGACGCUGGGGUGACUUCAUUCUGGGUCCUGUGAACCUCAGCUUCUCAGGGAUCUACACAUGCUACAGCUGGUACAGUGGCAGCCCUUAUGCCUGGUCAGCCCCCAGUGACGCCCUGGAGCUUGUGGUCACAGAUACCACAAACCAAGAUUACACGACGGAGAACUUGAUUCGAAUGGGCAUGGCAGGGCUGCCCCUGGUAGCUCUCUUGGCCAUUUUGGCUGAAAAUUGGCUUGGCCAUCAGGUUCCACACGAGGAAGACCAGCAAGAUUUGCCUGAACUGAGCUGCAGUAGACAGAAAACUCAGACAGAAUGGACCUUUGGACUAACUCCAAAGGGUCACCAGGUAGACACCAGGGUCAGCGCUAUGCCUUCUACACUUGCUGCCCUUCUCUUUCUUGGGCUGUCUCUGAGCCAGAGGACCAGCACCCAGAAGCAGACUCUCUCGAAACCUGUCAUCUGGGCCAAACCCAGUUUCAUGAUUCCAAAAGGAACACUGGUGAUCAUCUGGUGUCAAGGAACUCACGAGGCCGUUGAGUACCAACUGCACUUUGAGGGAGGCCUUUCUGCCUUGAAGAGACCGGAGUCACCUGGAAUGGUGAACAGAGUAAAGUUCCCCAUCCCGUCCAUGACCUCACAGACUGCAGGGCAGUACAGGUGCUUCUAUCGAAGUGGGGAGCUCUGGUCAGAGCCCAGUGACCCUCUGGAUCUGGUGGUAACAGGAAUGUACGACACACCCACCCUCUCAGUUCAACCCAGACCUGAGGUGACCUCAGGAGAGAACGUGACCUUCCGUUGCCGCCUAGAAACAGCAACAAGCACCUUCUUUCUGCUCAAGGAGGGAAGAUCCAGCCGCCCACAGCGCAGAUAUGGGAAUAUCCAGGCGGAGUUCCCCAUGGGCCCUGUGAGCACAGCUCACAGAGGCACAUACAGAUGUUUUGGCUCCUAUAACAAACAUACAUGGUCUUUCCCCAGUGAGCCUGUGAAGCUCCUGGUCGAAGGAGAUGCCGGGGACACCACCUUUGCGCCCACAGAACACACCUCUUCCGGCCACUGGGACUCCUACAUGUUAACCACAGAGACCCAGUUCCAGGAAGAUCCUGUCCUCUGGGAUCACAAUGCCCAGAAUCUCCUUCGGAUUGGCCUAGUUUUCCUGGUCCUGGUGGCCCUUGUGUGGCUCCUGGUUGAAGACUGGCUUCAUAGGAAGAAGCCUCAAGACAGAGCCAGCCGGGCUUCAAGUCAGGAAUGCAGGAGAAGGUUCAGAACACAAAGAGCCCUGGAGGAAUGA
Balaenoptera musculus (blue whale) is the source of this 1813-nucleotide messenger RNA. RefSeq names its product natural cytotoxicity triggering receptor 1-like. The record is from RefSeq and is a predicted model, not a curated record. NCBI's taxonomy places the organism in Eukaryota, Metazoa, Chordata, Mammalia, Artiodactyla, Balaenopteridae. The transcript is spliced from 13 exons. Bases 17 to 1813 code for a protein of 598 amino acids.